Leptosia nina is the source of this 1410-nucleotide messenger RNA. The record is from the annotation of a GenBank genome assembly. NCBI's taxonomy places the organism in Eukaryota, Metazoa, Arthropoda, Insecta, Lepidoptera, Pieridae.
AUGGGUUAUUAUUGUACGGUUCCACAAUGCACGUCGUUGGCCGGUAAGACGAAGAACGUGAAAUUUCACCGUUUCCCCCGCGACGAUGCGAUGGCAGAGAAGUGGAAUGUUAUUCUCAAACGCAUGAAACCCAUAACAAAAUACUCCAAAGUGUGCAGUCUCCAUUUCACCCAAGCAGACUACAAUGUCACGGCAAUGGGUAAGAGCAAAGGGCAAUGGAAGACUUUAAGCAAGGACGCGGUGCCCACGCAAAACUUGCCUAAACUGAACCCUGACGGAACCGUAAUGGUCAUCCGGAAGAGUAGGUCCAGCGUCAAGUACAGGAGCGAAAAGAAAGAGGAUAGACUUAGUUCCAGUGAGGAGAAAAUGUCGUCCGCCGGAUGCCAAACGCAACGUGAAGCGAAUCCCUCAGUGGCGGUGGUCGUGGAUGAGAGACACAUUUCCAUACACACCCAGAACUCCAUCUUGGCAUACAGUCUGCAGGCCUUAAGUCCGUCGUCACCCAACGUGGCGGUCGGCGACAAACCGAAGAAGCAGGACGCGAUAAUGCAGACGGAUCCCCUGACGGACGACGAGAGCCCCGGGGACUAUGAGCACGUCAAAUACGAGGUGUAUCCGAACGAUUACUUGAAGGAGAAGGAGUACAUCCCGCAGACGGCCGAAGAGUACAACAAGGAGGCGGAGAAAUACGCCCUCGAAAGAAAGAGCAGCUCGUUCGAGAAGACAAUCGAUUACCAGACGAGCGGCGCCUUCGACAAGAACGUCGAAUACCAGAAGAACGAGGGGAGUGAAAAGAGUUACCGGAAGCAGUCGGAUUUCAAGAAGAGCAUAGAGUACGAAAAGAGUGAAGGUUUCGACAAGAGCGUCUCAUACCAGAAGAUGGACUACGAUCUCUAUUACCAGGACAGCGUGGAGAUGCUGCGGAAUCAGCAGCAGAAUCUGCAGCUAUUGCAAGAACAGCACAGGGUGAACGAAAAUCAGAAUUUCUUUGACGAAAAUCACAUAAAGCAAGAGGUGGAAUUUACAACAGAAGAAGAGAAAUUCUUCGACGGCAGCAAAGACAGAGUUGAAGAUUCGUCGAUAUACGAAGAACAACGCAGACUGAUAGAGCACACUAUACAGGGUGAAGUAAAACAAGAACCAGACACGAGCAAUAAUAAUGGUCACGAGAGUAUAAUGCAGCAACAGAACAGCACUUACUUCGCCCCGCACCAGGAAAUCGCAGCAGAGGCGAUGUACAGCGGUCGUCCGGGCCCGGAGCUCUUGAUCGCGAAGCAGAACGCCCUCGCGGCGCACACGCAACUCUGGCAGAACACAAUGAAGCGGCCAUUCUUCUACACCGAGAACAGCCACUAUAACGCGCCGCCACUGCUUCACAGAUACGAGGAUUUAUCCAGAAUCCUUCAGUGA